Messenger RNA from Morus notabilis, 2928 nucleotides. Its product is annotated as putative disease resistance protein RGA3. The coding region runs from base 1 to 2928 and encodes 975 amino acids. Gene Ontology annotation, biological process: defense response to fungus. Gene Ontology annotation, molecular function: protein binding; ADP binding. NCBI's taxonomy places the organism in Eukaryota, Viridiplantae, Streptophyta, Magnoliopsida, Rosales, Moraceae. The record is from RefSeq and is a predicted model, not a curated record. The transcript has a single exon.
AUGUUGACUUUGGAAUUUUACUUGUCAAAUGGAGGAAAAAAAAUUGUUAGAUCCGUAGAUAAUACUAGCCCAGAUCAAAACCUUGACUUGGACCAGCUCCAAAAUCAGCUUAGACUAAAAAUACAAGAUAAAAGAUACCUUCUAGUAUUAGAUGAUGUUUGGAAUGAGAAUAGUGAUAAAUGGGAGAAGUUAGAAACAUUCUUAAAGAUAGGUGCACAGGGCAGCAAAGUUUUAAUAACUACUAGGAGCAUAAGAGUUGCAGAAAUUGUUCAUUCGACUAAAACAUACAUGUUAAGUGGUUUGGACAAAGACAAGUCUCGGGCGUUAUUUGAGAGAGUAGCAUUUAGGGGAAUAAAUAAGAGUAAUUCUCAGUACCACGGCCUUGUAGAAGUGGGAAGGGAUAUUGUGGAUAAGUGUAAAGGAGUUCCUCUUGCGAUAAAGACAAUAGGGAGACUUUUGGAAUCAAAGAUUCAUUCCUCGCAAAAUGCUGAAAAAGAGUGGGUUCGUUUUAGGGACAAUGAACUUGCAAAAGUAGCUUUUCAAAAUCAUAGUGAUAUUGUGCCUACACUUAAGCUGAGUUACAAUAGUCUCCCAUCACACUUGAAGCAUUGUUUUGCUUACUGUAGCUUAUUUCCAAAGGAUUAUAGGAUCAACGUACAAGAACUAAUAGAACUUUGGAUAGCACAGGGAUUUAUUAUAUCUGAUAGUACUAGGCAACUAGAAGAUAUUGGUUAUGAGUAUUUCAUGAUUUUAUUUUGGGGUUGCUUUUUCCAAGAAGCUAAAACAAGUGAGUUGUCGCCAACAACCAUAAAGUAUUGUAAAAUGCACGAUCUCAUGCAUGAUCUUGCAAGUCUAGUGGCUGGUAAGAGCAUAAAAAUAUUUGAUGUCAAUACUAGUAAUAUCGAGUUAGUAGAAAAUGCUUUUGAAAAAGUUUGUCAUGUAUCUGUAGAUUUUACAGAUUAUAUUAGCUCAUGGCAAAUUCCAAAACUGUUGUUUAAACAAAAAAAGAUGCGCACAUUUAUUUUACGUGACGCAAAAAGUUUGAGUUCAUCAUGUCGUGAUGAUAUUGUGUCAAACUUUACGCUCCUACGGGCAUUGAGUCUCCGUGGUAUAAAGACUUUGCCAAAGAGCUUGGGUAAACUAAAUCAUCUUAGGUUUCUUGAUCUUUCAUCCAGUGCUAUUGUGGAGCUUCCAAGUUCCAUAACAGAGCUGUAUUAUUUGCAAACACUAAAACUCCGUGAAUGUACAAGUCUUGUAUGUUUGCCUGCAAAUUUACAAAAUCUAAUCAAUUUGAGGCAUCUUGAGAUUAAUUGGUGUGAAAAGUUGACUCAUAUGCCUCGUGGAAUUGGUGAAUUGUCGUCACUUCAAUCAUUAGAUACAUUUAUAGUGGCAGACAACAAAUCAAGUGAAAGUGCUGCUGGAUUUGAUGAACUGAGCACGCUUAACAACUUGCACGGAGGUUUAACCAUUGAGAUACGGGGACUCGGUGAAUCAAUGGCUGCUAAAUAUUUAACGGUCAAGGAACAUCUUGAGUCCUUAAAGUUGGAAUGGCUAGUAGAAGAGUCGAUGGGGAAUGCAGAAGAAACAUUUGAUCGCUUAGAGCCACCUCAAAAUAUAAAAGCCAUACAAAUGUACUUCUAUCCGGGUGAGACAUUUCCAGCUAAUUGGUUUUCUUCGCUCACCGAUCUUGUUCGAUUGGAACUAAAUGCUUGUCAAAACUGCAAAUAUCUGCCACCACUGCACCAUUUAUCCUCCCUUAAGGAACUUAGAUUAGUUGCUUUGUCAGCUGUAGAGUACGUUUCAGAAAAGGACAAUCAUGAUUGGAGCAGAGGUGACCAACCCGAGCCCUUAUUCCCAUCCUUGGUGAAACUCAAUCUCAUUGAUUGUGGUAAUUUGCAGGGAUGGUGGAGGGCAGAAACAGAGGAUUUUUGUGAAGCACUAACACCACACCAACAACUUUCUUUUCCUAAGCUUUCAAUAGUAGAAAUAAGCUAUUGCCCUCUUCUAAAUUCCAUGCCCCUGUUUCCGAAUCUCGAAGAGCUGAGUCUAUAUAAGACAAGCUCUAGGCCUCUGGAAAGGAUGAGUAGGAUGAAAUUGAAAGUAUAUGAUAGUGUUGAAGAAACAUUUUCAGCAUCUUCCUCCUCCAUCCCUUCCUCUUCCCCUUGCGCUCUCUCUAAAUUGAAGCAUUUAUCUAUUAACUAUGUUGACGAUUUGGAAUCUCUACUAUCAGAGGCGCAAAUACACAACCUCACAUCGCUACAGUAUCUUGAAAUUAGCGGAUGUCGCAAUUUGACUUCAAUUCCUAAUGAGAUAGGCAGCCUCUCCUCGCUUACAAGUCUUGUAAUUGGAGGAUGUAGCAAUUUGACCUCAAUUCCUAAAGAGAUAGGCAGCCUCUCAUCGCUUACAAGUCUUGUAAUUGGAGGAUGUAGCAAUUUGACCUCAAUUCCUAAUGAGAUAGGCAGCCUCUCCUCACUUACAAGUCUUGUAAUUAGAGAAUGUAGCAAUUUGACCUCAAUUCCUAAAGAGAUAGGCAGCCUCUCCUCGCUUACACGUCUUGAAAUUGGAGAUUGUAGCAAUUUGACCUCAAUUCCUAAAGAGAUAGGCAGCCUCUCCUCGCUUACAAGUCUUGUAAUUGGAGGAUGUAGCAAUUUGACCUCAAUUCCUAAUGAGAUAGGCAGCCUCUCCUCGCUUACAAGUCUUGUAAUUGGAGGAUGUAGCAAUUUGACCUCAAUUCCUAAUGAGAUAGGCAGCCUCUCCUCGCUUACAAGUCUUGUAAUUGGAGGAUGUAGCAAUUUGACCUCAAUUCCCAAUGGGCUAGGCAGCCUCCCAGCUCUCAAGUCUGUUAACUGGACGCCUUGCACUGAAAUACCAAUGGACGCAUUGGCUGACUACCUUCUGAGGGAAAACUCUCCUGCUCCACAUGUAUGA